Messenger RNA from Adineta ricciae, 597 nucleotides. NCBI's taxonomy places the organism in Eukaryota, Metazoa, Rotifera, Eurotatoria, Adinetida, Adinetidae. The record is from the annotation of a GenBank genome assembly.
AUGAUGAAGUUAUGUAUUUUCGCUCUUUUACUUCUCAUUUGUGUCGACAGUACAUCUGCCUUAGUCUGCAAUUUCGGUCAAAGCCCAUGCGGAAACAAAUGUUACUAUCCAGUGGCUUCGCAAUGUAUUGAAGGGCAUGUUUGCAAGAUUGGACAAAGUGUAUGUGGCAGUGAAUGUUACUUCAAUGUCGGUGUGCAUACUUGUAUCGACGGACAUCUGUAAGCAACGAAGAUGCAAACUAUAUCGAUUCUUGCAAUUGUAUUGUGUAUUGUCAGUGGCACAUUGUCAUUCGACGUGACACUCGAUCAAAACUGGAAUUUAUGGAAACAAACACAUAACAAACGCUAUUCACAUGAUGAAGAGCAUGUUCGUCGUGAUAUCUGGGAAGAUAAUUUGAAAAAAGUGCGAGAACAUAAUCUGAAAGCUGAUCUUGGUGUUUACACAUUCUGGCUUGGCAUGAAUACAUUCGCUGAUUUGACUGGUGCAGAAUACGCUAAACUGAUGACCAGUCCUAAGAAAUCAAUCCGAAGUGAAGAUCAUCAAGGAUAUAAACGAGAUGAAAACGUGAUAUUACCUGAUACUGUUGGUAAUGUGUAG